AUGUCCGCCUCACUUCCCUCCACUCUGUCCUCCCUACUCAAACAGUCGACCCUCGAAGACCAUGAGCAGAUUCUCGCGGAAUGCAACAAAGCAUUGAAGUCCUCAAAGGACUCUGAGCCGGAAACCCAACAUGUCAAAGUUGUCGCCCUCCUGAAACUCGAUCGUUACGAGGAUGCUGUGAAAUUCAUUGAAGACACUCCUGGGUUGAAAAGAAAGGUCGAGCUCGAGUAUGCCUAUGCCCUGUACAAGACUGGCCGCCUAAAAGAGGCUGCGGAUUUGGCGGCAGCGGUGAAGGGGAGAGGCGCACAACAUGUCGAGGCACAGGCCCGAUACCGUCUCGAAGACCCAAACAUUCCUUCGGAACUGUACAAGCGCCUACGGAGUCAAAAGGUCGAUUCGGAGCAAUAUGAUCUAAAGGUGAACCAGGGUGCUAUCGAUGCACAGGCGCAGUGGCUCGGUCUUGCCGAUCCCCAAUCAAUACGAAGAGUUGGAAGAGAAGAUCUUGAAGCCUUUGAAACCGCGUAUAAUGCCGCAUGCGGUAGCAUUGCGAGAGGAGAAUAUGCUCAGGCCGAAGUUCUCCUCAAGCGGGCAAAGGAACUGUGUAAACACUCGGAUGAUCUUACAGACCAGCAAAAGGCUGACGAGCUCCUCCCCAUUUCGGUCCAGCAAUUGUUUGUGCUUCUCUCUUUGGGCAAAACAGCAGAGGCAGAGAGCCUAGCUGGUGAUAUUGAUGCAGCGCAAGCCUCUGACCUUUCGACCCGAACAGUCGGUCAGAACAAUGUCCUAUUGACUUCGUCUGUGUCCAACCCAUUUCUCGCACACAAGAUUUUCCACGCGACUCCCAACAUCCCACCAAAUGAUCGACUCUUCUCGUACCAGAGCGUCCCUUUGGAAUCCAACAGAAACACUAUCGAUCUACAGACUUUCAAAUUCGGUGGCAUUGUCGCGUCCACAUCAAAAGCCCUCAAAGAACGCACUUCUCCUUCUCUGUCAACCAAUGCACUACUUGCAUCUUUCUUCAAUGCAGCUGCUUAUGCCCAGAACGAAAUGGGCAGAGCUGGGAUCCGAAAAAUAUUGCCGACGCUUGAGAAACGGCCAACCGACAUUGGGCUGAUUACCACCCUAGUGCAGCUGUACGUGGCGAGCGGAGACAUCACCUCCGCAGUCGAAUUGUUCGAGUCAUUAUUGAAGAGACUGGAGAGCUCUGUCGCUGAGGACGAGCAAGACAUCAGAUUCAACCCUAUGCUUGUGAGUCUUAUGAUCAGUUUGUACAAGGCACGAGGUCAGAAAGACCAUGUCAAGCAGGAGCUUGCCAAUGCUGCAUCUUAUUGGCGGACCAAAUCGAAUGCACCGACAAGUUUGCUCACCGCUGCAGGAGUGUCACUGUUGGAAUCACAGACCAAGGAGGAUCUGAAACUUGCACGCGAUAUCUUCACUAAGCUUCGCGAGCAACAACCGAACGACAAGGCUACAAUUGCCGGUUACGUGGCAUCACAUGCCUGGGAUGACGAGGCUGUGGCUGGGGCGGAUACUGAUAAGCUGACGGCCACGUCGGAGCUCAUUCGCAAUAUUGACACCGAUCUUUUGGAGAAUACCGGUAUCCCACAGUCGUCAAAUGCCCUCACAAUAGCACAGUUAGGCCGGACAAGGAAACGGAGCGCUCCGGAGGGUGGCAACCUGAAACCUAAACGUAUUCGGAAAUCGAGAUUGCCGAAGGACUAUGAUGAAAGCAAGAAACCGGAUCCCGAGCGGUGGCUCCCCAUGAGAGACAGAAGCUAUUAUCGCCCUCCCAAGGGAAAGAAGAAAGGCAAGCGAGGAGGUGGUGGGAGUGAUGAUCGAACGCAGGGUGGCGCAGUGGAUGAAUCGUUGAACGUCGAUGCGAAGCCCAGUGCUGCUACAGUGGUCACAGCGUCUACCGGAGGUGCUAACAAAAAGAAGAAGGGAAAAGGGAAGAAGUGA
This is a messenger RNA of Fonsecaea nubica, 1959 nucleotides long. RefSeq lists its product as hypothetical. Gene Ontology annotation, molecular function: ribosome binding; 7S RNA binding; protein binding. The transcript has a single exon. NCBI's taxonomy places the organism in Eukaryota, Fungi, Ascomycota, Eurotiomycetes, Chaetothyriales, Herpotrichiellaceae. The record is from RefSeq and is a predicted model, not a curated record. Gene Ontology annotation, cellular component: signal recognition particle, endoplasmic reticulum targeting. The coding region runs from base 1 to 1959 and encodes 652 amino acids. Gene Ontology annotation, biological process: SRP-dependent cotranslational protein targeting to membrane.